Molecule: messenger RNA, 1585 nt
Organism: Leptonychotes weddellii (Weddell seal)
Lineage: Eukaryota; Metazoa; Chordata; Mammalia; Carnivora; Phocidae
Source: RefSeq, a predicted model, not a curated record
AAAGGCAACCCAAACAAAGUGCAAGCUUGGGCUCAGGCAGAGCUGUGAGAGUCCAACUGGGAUCCGAGUGUGCUCUCCAGUUGUCGGCAGAGGGGCAAGGAGCCUGGGAGCCAGGACCAUGCGGCUGUGGCUAGUUCUUCUCCUGCUCAGCUUCCCAGGCUGUUUCUCCAUCCAAGGCCCAGAGUCCGUGAGGGGUCUAGAAGGGGGCUUGGUGAGCGUGCAGUGUCACUAUACAGCAGAAUGGGAGACUUACGAGAAGUGGUGGUGUCGCGGAGCAGACUGGAUAUCAUGCCAGAUCCUCGCCCAAACCAAUGGAUCAGAGCAAGUAAUGAAGACAGACCGUGUGUCCAUCAGGGACAACCAGAGUCACUGCUUGUUCACUGUGACCAUGGAGGACGUCAGGCGAGAUGACACAGACACUUACUGGUGUGGGAUUAGCAGAUAUGGACCCGACCCUGGGACACCUAUCAAAGUGACCAUUGACCCAGUGGGCAUGGUUCUGAGCACCUGGGCGAGCCCGCUCUCUAGAACAACUACCAGCGGCCAUGCAAGGGUGUUGUCCGACUCCUACAUCAGGCACCACUACAUUCUCCUGGCGCUCCUGAAGGUGCCCAUCUUGCUCGCAUUGGUCAGUGCUGUCCUUUGGUUGAAGGGGCCUCAGCAGAGACCGUCCAUCUGUAUGAACUUGUCCUCUGAUCUUGUCAGAGACACAGCCCCUUAGACAGACAGAUGAGCGGAAUCUUCCGCCCUGGGACCCCAUUUCCAGAGGAGACACAGGCCGUGGAAGAAAUGCCCCUGGGUCCUCGGGAGGCAGUGACUGAGGCUGGGGGCGCUGAAGGGCUGGCCGGGCACCCUCCCGGCUCUACACAGCUCAGGGACACAACUUGGGGCCCUCUUGAGGUGUCAUGUCUCCCUGGACUUUUCCUACUCCUUCGGGUAGCAAAUGCCCCACCCUACCCAACGUGGGGCUGGGGCUCGUGGUCGGAGCUGCUGGGGUGGGACCCAAGCCGCGUCCUCUCUGCUGGAAGAAGUUGGGGUAUGGCGUGAGUGACUGAAGCACAGAGAGAAGCAAUAGGGGUGCAGACAGAGACAGAGAGAUGGAGCCCUGCCCACGCCCUGGUCUCCUUCACUCCUGAGACCAGCUCAGCCUGCUCUAUGUCUGAGCUUCUGAUAUAUAAGGGUUUUUUCUUAAGCCAGUCAAGAUGGGCCUCAGAAACUACUUCAAGGUUGGGGAGGGCAGUCAGGAAAACCAUCUGAGGGAAAUGAUGUGGCCUCCCCUACAUGAUGAUAUUUUAAUAAUCUUCAUAAUUAAUUUGUUUCAAUAAUCUUAAUAAUUAAAAAUGUCUGUGAUAAAUGACAUUUUUUUCAUUUGUCCAUUUGGGUGGACUUGGCCACUUUACGCCUUAGGGGCCAUGGGUCCUUCCACCGAAGGGAGCGCCACCUCACGUGAGAAGGAAUGGCCCCAUUUGAGAUGUGUCUACCCACACGCAAACACACACAAACACACCAGUUUGGAAUGUUUCCCUUUGUUUGCCCCUGCAGCUUUAUUGAGCUAUAAUUGACAAAUAAAACUGUAUAUAUUUAA